UAAAAAAAAAAAAAAACUAAAACUAGCCCUGAACCCGUGGUUGUUCCCGUGUAAUUUGAGUCGUAAGAAUUUGAACUCCUAUCCUAUGUGACAGUGGGUAUCUCAACUACGAGAAGAAGAAGAAGUAUGCAAUGUGUAAACGCACACUGGGUACCAACUGCUCAUCUUCCACAAUCAAAUUCACAGCCCAGACGAUCAAUUACCCCAACAAGAAGUCAAUUUCCAAAGACCAGUAGUCCGAAUCACAGCGACGGUAAUGCCCACGAGAGCGAGAGUUCUGAACCGGCGGCGGCAGUUCAUUUACCUUCUCACGUGAAAUCAAUCACAAGCACAUCAAACCCAUUUGUGAAGCACUGCGUCAAGCUUCGCCUCAGCUCUUCUUAUCGCCACCAGCACCGUUCAGUUCUUGUUGUCGGCGCCACCCCUAUAAGGGAAAUAUACAAGUUUUAUGAAUUAAUGCAAGAGAGAUGGGGCACAAUUGAUUGUUUACUUCUCCUUGAUAAAGGGGAGAUUCCCGAAGGAUUAGAUGGUCUCCCUGUUCGUACUGUCCGUGUCAAUUCAAUGGUGAUGAAAAAGCUUUCUGGACUGCAGUCGACUGAAUCUACUGACACAAUUAGCCUAAUGAAAGUUCCUUCAACAUUCCAUAAUUUAGAUGACAAUUGGCAAGAAGCAGACUGUCGUAGAUGGUUUCCAUCUGCACACCGAAUUCUAGUCCUCGAUGGGAUCCAGGACCCUGGUAAUCUUGGCACAUUACUUAGAUCAGCACUGGCUUUUCAAUGGGGUGGUGUAUUUCUGCUUCCUGGUUGUUGUGAUCCAUUCAACGAGAAAGCACUUCGAGCUAGCCGAGGAGCCUCCUUCCAGCUUCCUAUAGUGACCGGCAAUUGGGCUCAUCUCCAGACUCUCACAAAUACAUUCCAUAUGAAGAUUUUGGCAGGCCAUCCCCAGAGUAGGGAUCAGUUGAAGCCAGUGUCUUUGCUUUCUCAAGCGCUUGCAUAUUCUUUUGCUGAAACGCCACUAUGCUUGGUCCUGGGUAGUGAAGGCAAUGGACUUUCUGAGAAAACAAGGCAGGUAUCUGAGCUCAUAAGCAUUCAAAUGAUCGGAGAAUUUGAGUCUCUCAACGUUUCUGUUGCUGGCGGGAUUUUCUUGUUUAUGCUACAGCCUGUGGACCAUUGAUAUUCCAGAUUCUGUGUAAAUAGUCAUGCAAGAUACGGAGUAUAAGAUAUGGUCUUUUGCUCUAGUAACAUGGACUGGAGGCUGAUGGACAGGUACAAGUUUGACCUACUUUGAGUUGCCAUUUGGGAAAAAUGAUAGAACAAGACACACACACAGGCUGUAGUGGUCGAAAACAAAAGAGGGGCACCAGUGCAUGAGUACUGUAGGGUCUCGGGAAAGGUAGAUGUACAUAGCCUUAUCUCUGCAAUUGGAGAGGGUGUUUCUCCGACUUGAACCCGUGACCACCUGGUCACAUUGGGGUAACCUUAUUGUUUUGCCCGGGCCAUACCGGAAUCAUUGGUGAUGUAAUGCUGAUAAAUUCCCUGAUUCAGGAAUUGAUUGAAAUGAUACUAUGGUUUUUUCCAUUUUCCUCUUAAAUUCAAUGACACUAUGGGUUUGGCCGA
Rhododendron vialii is the source of this 1616-nucleotide messenger RNA. RefSeq lists its product as uncharacterized. The record is from RefSeq and is a predicted model, not a curated record. The coding region runs from base 127 to 1173 and encodes 348 amino acids. NCBI's taxonomy places the organism in Eukaryota, Viridiplantae, Streptophyta, Magnoliopsida, Ericales, Ericaceae. The transcript is spliced from 4 exons. Gene Ontology annotation, biological process: RNA processing. Gene Ontology annotation, molecular function: RNA binding; RNA methyltransferase activity.